Messenger RNA from Cadophora gregata, 1323 nucleotides. It is a transcript of the gene RPA49, whose product is annotated as DNA-directed RNA polymerase I subunit rpa49. The record is from RefSeq and is a predicted model, not a curated record. Lineage: Eukaryota; Fungi; Ascomycota; Leotiomycetes; Helotiales; Ploettnerulaceae. Gene Ontology annotation, biological process: nucleolar large rRNA transcription by RNA polymerase I; RNA polymerase I preinitiation complex assembly; transcription elongation by RNA polymerase I. The coding region runs from base 1 to 1323 and encodes 440 amino acids. Gene Ontology annotation, cellular component: RNA polymerase I complex. Gene Ontology annotation, molecular function: DNA binding. The transcript is spliced from 3 exons.
AUGUCAGAUUCUGUGGAAAAGGUAAAGAAGAGAAAGAGGAAUCCGGAUGGGUCUUUGAAACCGAGCAAAAGAGUAGCUAUCGAAGAUGAUAAGGAGAUCAGAAUUUCCAUAACGGAUACGGGCAGCGCACCAGUUAUAGCUUCUACACCUGGGCUGGCACUUCCGACUUCAAUCCGCUUAAAACCAUACACAAAAGCUCGCAGAAACGUAUCCUCCAAGUCGGGAAGCAUCGCAGCUAAGGAACUGAUUUUACACUCCUCCGAACACCCAAAGCUAGACUAUACUGCGCAGGAGGAAGAAUCUGGUGGUGUAGAUACUCUGCUGAAGCACUAUGUGGGAGUCUACGACCCGGAGACUGGCAAGAUGGAGGUUAUGGAAGCCAGGAAGCUGGUCGUUCGUGGCAGUGUGAGGGCCCAGCAAGCCGUUGCAGAGGAUGAGCUAUCUCGAGAUAUGCGAGAACGUCGGAACAUUCUUGGGCAAACAUUCGGUACUAAGAAGGCCCGCAAAGCUAUUGCUUCCGUUACAGAGAACGCCAUAUCCCCCGACAAGUCUGCUAGGAACAAAGACAAGCCUGCAAAGUUCUAUGCUACCACGGCAGCCAUUCUUUCGAACAUGUCUGAAACCACCAAGGGCAUGGCCACCAGAGAGGAAUUGGCUAAGAGAGUCGAGGAUGCAAAACCAAGACCGAAAGCCAACAGAGAUGCUACGCACAUUCAAGAUGUCUAUACUGCCAAUGAUCUAAUCGGCAAGGAGAUCAUGAAGGCUAUUCCGGUCAAGGCCUGGCAAGAUGCGAUCAAAGCCAACAAGGAACUCAAACUCAGCUCCCAAUUUGUCGCCUAUCGUUUCAGAAAACAUGGUUCGAAUAUUGAGAAGCUCAAGAUCUGUCGUUACAUGGUUCUCCUGAUGCAGGUCUUGAACAAUUGCAAAAUGAUGAGGGGCGUCAGGACCUUACCAAGAAGAGACGAGCUGAAGACUUAUCUCGAUGAUAUACCAGAGACGGUUUUGGAGAGCAUCAAGCGCAAAUUCGCUGAUGGGCCUAUGAUCACGACUUUUGGUGCGGAUUUGAUUAAAACGCAUCUCUGCGCAUUGGCAUGUAUAGUCGACAACUACGAAGUCAACACCUAUGACCUGCAGGCGGACUUGAAGCUGGAGACAAAGGAAAUGUCGCAGUUAUUCAUGGAGAUUGGAGCAAAGAUUGCGGUUCUGGGAGAAGUAGAGAGGAAAAAACUGGGGUUGGAGAAGGCAGUGGCUGCUCAACGAAAGGUCGCGAAGUUGAAGUUACCUCUGGAGUUCCCCAAAGUUUCCUUUGGACGAAGAAAGUAA